Molecule: messenger RNA, 615 nt
Organism: Myripristis murdjan (pinecone soldierfish)
Lineage: Eukaryota; Metazoa; Chordata; Actinopteri; Holocentriformes; Holocentridae
Product: ras-related protein rab7
Exons: 5
Coding region: 1-615 (204 amino acids)
Biological process (GO): endosome to lysosome transport; phagosome-lysosome fusion
Cellular component (GO): phagocytic vesicle; late endosome; lysosome
Molecular function (GO): GTP binding; GTPase activity
Source: RefSeq, a predicted model, not a curated record
AUGAGCGAGUGGAAAAGCCCAAUCUGCCUGAAAGUCAUCCUCAUUGGAAACGCAGGGGUGGGAAAGUCCUCCUUCAUGAACAGAUAUGUCAACUACCGCUUCACCAGCUCCUACCGGGCCACCAUCGGGGCUGACUUUCUCUCCAAAGAAGUAAACAUCAGCGAGAGGCCGGUCAUCCUGCAGAUCUGGGAUACGGCGGGCACCGAGCGGUUCCAGUCCCUGGGCACGCCGCUGUACCGAGGCUCCCACUGCUGCAUGCUGGUGUUCGACGUCACAUCCAAGGCCAGUUUCUCUGCCCUGGAGGUCUGGAGGGAGGAGUUCCUGAUCCAGGGAGAGCCUCUGGACUCGUCCAACUUCCCCUUCAUCGUAGUGGGGAACAAAACGGACCUGAGCAACCGAGAGGUGUCUCGGAGGCAGGCGUUGCAUUGGUGCGAGCGGAUAGGUGCACAGUACUUUGAAGGAAGUGCCAAAGAGGAUGUGGAUGUUGACAAGGCUUUCCUGAGCGCGGCUCAGGCUGCUUUACAACAGUACAAAAAACACACAUUGGAAAAUACAGGACAUUUCCAGAUAACCUGCAAACAGCCGAGAGAAACUCGCAACAACUGUCAGUGCUGA